AUGGGUUCCUCUGAAACUCGCCGUAUUCUGGAGAAGGAGGGGAUCGGCGAGUUUGAUAGUCAAUCCAUUUCUCCCGUGUUCGAGGAGGAGAGGCCGAGGGAGAAAGCGCGGCUGAAAGACCAAGUGUCGCAACUGAAACACCAGAUCCAGGAUCUGGAAGAAUCACUGAGGGAGAAAUCCCAGAGGGACGAUAGAGGGCAGAGGUCAGAGAAAUCAGACAGAGCAGAGAAGUCGUAUCGGUCAGAGAGAUCCCAUCGUUCAGAGAAAUCACGUUACAUAGAAAGGUCAGAAGGACGGGAGCUGGAGUACUCCUCUGGCAGACCAGUGCAUAAGGGUCACAAGCGCCACCAUGCUCACGACUCCCCGAAGGAAAGGCGGGAACAUGGGAGGUACAAGGAGGAUAAAAGGGCCAAGCCAUCAAGGUUCCACCCCAUCAAUAACCGCAGUCCGUUCUCCGACGACAUUCUGGCGGAUACUUUGCCCAGAAGCUACAAACCUAUUUCGCUGGACUAUGAUGGUACCACUGAUCCAGAGAUACACCUCAACCGAUUCGAGGGACUGGUUACUCUACACAUGUAUACAGAGGGCAUCAAAUGCCGCAUAUUCUCCACCACGUUGACCGGCCCCGCUCAGCUGUGGUUUGGGACGCUUGCCCCAAAUUCCAUCCAUUUGUUUGAGGACUUACGAGUGCAUUUUCUGAGACAGUUCGCGAGCUCGCGAAGGGUUGGGAAAUCAGCCAUCUCGCUGAUGGACAUUAAACAAGAUCAGAAUGAAACUUUGCGGGAAUAUACUGCCAGGUUCAAUCUCGCUGCUCUGGAAGUGCCAGAGGCGGAAUCCCAAAUCAAGAAUUGUGCCUAUGUCAGAGGGCUAAAGCCAGGGCUCUUCUUUGAUGAGCUGCAAAUCAGACCGGCUAGGGACUUCGACGAUAUCAUGUCUAGACUACCGGGAUACUUACAGUUGGAAGAUGCCAGGAUGGCAAGGAAAGCUGAAAACGACAAACACAAGGCUAAAAAAGUCGAGGAAACACCAGAGAGGCAGCAACACCAGGAUAGGGCCCCUUUCAGAGGAUUACCCCCGAGAGUACCUCCCACCCAGGCAGAGGGACCACACCGCCAACAACGCACUGUGAAUGAAGUUACUCGUUUCGACGAGUACACCCCUUUGAACAAGACAUCGGAGGAGAUCUUCCAUCUGAUCAAGAAUCAACCAUUUUUCAAGGCGUCUGGGACUUACCGAGAUGGGCAGCCCCAACAGGGACCUAACAACAAACUAUGCGAGUAUCACAAUGCCUAUGGGCAUUUUACCAAACAUUUGGGGCAUCUGAAGCAUCAGUUGGAGCUUUUGGUGCGGACAGGUAACCUGGAUCAAUUUAUAGUCCGAAGGAACGAAACCCAGGCACAGAGGCCAGAACAGAGGCAUGUUACUUAG
Messenger RNA from Salvia miltiorrhiza (redroot sage), 1428 nucleotides. RefSeq lists its product as uncharacterized. The coding region runs from base 1 to 1428 and encodes 475 amino acids. The record is from RefSeq and is a predicted model, not a curated record. NCBI's taxonomy places the organism in Eukaryota, Viridiplantae, Streptophyta, Magnoliopsida, Lamiales, Lamiaceae. The transcript has a single exon.